UUUCCAAACUUGCCAAGUGGCCUGUCCUCUGCCGCCCGAUUCUGAGGGAUCCAGUAACUCGGUCUGCGUCGCAAGUUUCGCCGAAGCACGCCAGUUUUUGUCAUGUUGGAAGGGAGAGAGGCAGCUCUACCAAAUCAGGAUCGUAGCAAUCCGCCUUCCUGCGUAGUAGUAGCGGCGCCGCCGCCGGCCAAUGGCUCUUAGAUUCGCCGCUUGGAAGUCUAGCAGCUUUUGGAUAGAUGAGCAUGAGCCGUCGCAAUGGCGCGGGGGUGUAGGGAAUCCGCAAUUGGGCUUUUGGGCCGGGAUGGAUAGAGUUUGAGGAAGAUUAAGCUAGGCCAUGGAAGAUGGAGGAGGAGGAGGGGGAGGAUUAAAAGUCGCUGUGGGGAUCAAGAGCAGCAAGCGCAGCAUUGGAGCUCUGAGAUGGGCUUUCGACAACGCCGUGAGUGCCGGAGAUGAGAUAUAUCUUGUGCACGUCCAGCAUCCAAUCCGAUAUGUUCCAACUCCAGUGGGCAAUCUCGCUGUUGCGCAGCUAUCGCCGGAGAAAGUAGCUCAAUACGCCAAGACAGUGCAGGACAAGAUUAAUGCAUUUGUGGAGGUUUUCAAGAGCUUGUGCGACGCUCAUCAGAUCAAACCAAACUACGUCCAAGUCGAGAAUGAUUCCGUCCAAAAGGGCCUUUUGAAGUUCAUCCAUACACUGGAAAUCCAAAAGCUUGUUCUAGGAAGCGCUGGACGCACUGGCCUCACACGGAAGCUCUCUGGCCCAGGAACCGGAGAAUACGUCGCCGCUCGAGCGCCAAGCUUUUGCUCCGUCUGCGUGAUCGCCAAGGACAAGCUCGUCCCGAUCAAAGCUCUGGACGAUUCCCGGUCGAUCUCGUCCGCCUCUUCGCGAACCUCCGACUCGGAGCGAUCGUCGAGCUCGUCCUCCCAAGGUAGCCUUUUGCCUUCGUUCUUGCGGAAGCGUAGAGCGAGAAACGUGUCUUUGGAUCUAGCAGACUUGGACUCUCAUCCGCCUGCCCGUUUGCAUGGUUUGCCAGAAGGCCUUGGACAGAUGUGGAACGUCGGCUUCCUCUCGCGCUUUCUCUCCUCCGGAUCCCCCGCCACCCAGCAGCAAGCUGUUCUAGCGUCCAGCCCUCCUCCGGAGAAUGCUCCGCUCGACGAGAUAAGUGGCGCCCGGGUCUUUUCUUCCCCGUUUCGUGAUCGAACAGGCGCGUCCUCGGAAGAGAUUGAGAUUGUGGAGCUCGGUGACGGUGCUGCUAGUGGAACGAUGGCGCUGAUCAGCCACAAGUUGGGAGGAAGCAGCAAGUCUGGGAGUAGGAGUUCUUCCAGUUCGGUUGUGAAUGGGGGAGCUUUGACAAAGCUUGGCAGGUCCGAGAGCUCGUGCAGUUCUGGUAUCGAAUCAUCUGGAACGGAAGAUUACAGGUCAUUACAUGAAAAAGCUACAGUUACCUCGAAGGCCGAUGUCGAAGAAAAAGAAACGAUGUCCAGGGGCAUGGCGAAGCUCGACGUUGAUAGCUCCAGCACUGCCGACCGAGAGGAUGACUCCUGUGAAGGACCUUCCAGGCCACCUCCGCAAACACGGAGGAAAUCCCUCCAAGAACUGUCGCUGCUGUCUCAAAGGACGUUCAAGGAGUACGAGUACGCCGAACUCGAGGCAGCCACCAAGAACUUUUCUUUGGAUCUCAAACUGGGAGAAGGCGGCUACGGCCUCGUCUUCAAAGGAAAGCUCCACGGCAGAGACGUAGCCAUCAAAGUGUUGAAGAAGGAAGGCUUCCAAAGGACGCAGGAAUUCCAGCACGAGGUGGAGCUGCUGGGGAGGAUUCAACAUCCACACAUGGUGGUUCUGCUCGGUUGCUGCUCCCACAGAGGCUGUCUCGUCUACGAGUUCAUGGCAAACGGGAGUCUGGAUGACAGGCUCUUCUGUAAGAACGGAACUCCCCCACUGCCGUGGUAUGCGAGGUUUCGAAUAGCAGCCGAGGUAGCAUCAGCGUUGUACUUCCUUCACAACCUCGGACCAGAGCCAGUAGUUCACAGGGACCUGAAGCCAGCAAACAUUCUUCUCGACCAUAACAACGUGAGCAAAGUUGGCGACGUCGGUCUCGCAAAGCUGGUUCCAGAAAGACUGGCCGCAAUCAACAGUACGUACUUCAGGGACACCACACCUGUCGGAACCUUCGCUUAUAUCGACCCGGAGUACCAGAGAACCGGGCUGUUCGGUCCAAAGUCGGAUGUCUACGCGCUUGGAAUUGUUAUCCUCCAGCUGCUAACGGGAAGAGGACCUGUUGGAGUUCAUGCCAUCGUUGAAGAAGCUAUAGAGUGUGGGAACUUUAGCAGUGUCCUGGACUCGAGUGCUGGUGAUUGGCCGGUUGGAAAAGCCGAAGAAGUUGCCUGCUUGGCUCUGCAGUGUGCUGAGAUGAGGAGGCGGCAAAGACCGAUGCUCGAGACUGUUCUUCCGAUGCUGGAUGGUGCCAGGAACUAUGCCGAGAAUUGUGCUGCGAUACAUGCCACCAACAGAGCUCUCGCCGGGGAUCCGAAAGCUGUGCCACCGUCCAUCUUCCUGUGUCCCAUUUUUCGGGUAAAGCUUGCUUUCUUUCCCGGAUCGUCUGCUGAUAUUUCCGUUUUGUAUUCUUGGCAGGAAGUAAUGCAGGAGCCUGUGGUGGCUGCUGAUGGAUACACAUACGAGUACGAAGCGAUUAGGCAGUGGUUUCAAGCUCACGAUACAUCACCUUUGACAAAUCUGAGGCUGGAGCACAAGCAACUCACGCCCCACCAUGCUUUGAAUAAGCUGAUUACUGAGUGGAAGACGAGGGCCAAGGUCUAGAGCCGUGACGUUCUUUCCUAAGGACGAUCCCGUUUUGUGAAGGUAUGUACAAAUUCAUGCGUAGUCUCCUAGUCGAGCACCGGCUACCAUCCAGCAGUCUUUAUAAGGACCAUUGACGACCUGCGAUGGUUAUAUUCAUUUGUUAAGAAAUGAGACAUCAAUCCAAAGAGCAUUACUCGUUGCAGAGAAAA
Selaginella moellendorffii is the source of this 3006-nucleotide messenger RNA. RefSeq names its product U-box domain-containing protein 52. The transcript is spliced from 4 exons. Lineage: Eukaryota; Viridiplantae; Streptophyta; Lycopodiopsida; Selaginellales; Selaginellaceae. The record is from RefSeq and is a predicted model, not a curated record. Gene Ontology annotation, biological process: protein ubiquitination; protein phosphorylation. Gene Ontology annotation, molecular function: ubiquitin-protein transferase activity; ATP binding; protein kinase activity. The coding region runs from base 335 to 2815 and encodes 826 amino acids.